UUCCCGUAUUGGAUACGUCCUCGAAUAGUUCCAAACUAGUUCACGGGAGAGACGGACGAGAUACAGCGGCCAAGAGGAGGAGAGGGACGGAUUCCGUACCAAACCUCUCCUUCUCCUACCUUCCGCGACGAAGGUAGAUAGAUUCUGUGUUCCAGGAGGAGGAGGGGUGGGAGGGCUGCCCAUACGUCUUCUCCAGAUGCCCGGCUCCUUCCUUGUAUGCUUCCCGUAGUCUCUUUCUUUCCAUCGAGAGCUUCGUUUUUUCUUCUGAUUUUUUGAAGUCUAGGGUCAGUUUUUUUUUUUUUCCGUGAUUGGAUGCCGGGGAAAAAUGUCUUUUUGUUGAAAUCUUUGAUACUUUUUUGGAUUUUUUGGAGAAAGGAGGGAUUUGAUGUGAUAUCUACGUCACCGGGGGUAAUAAUGGAGGAUUUGUGAAAGGGCUAGCAGAGGUGCGGAUUGCUUCUUCCUCUGCGAGUGGGACUCUUUUUUUUUUUGUUGUUGUUUAUGGAUUCAUCUGGUGGAGGCCAUUGUAGGAGUUCUCUUUUUUGUGGGGUUUGAUCCGAUUGGGCGCCUUGGUUGGCUCCUGAAGGAGUUGACGUGGCCGACGGAGCUGGGUUCCAAAUGCCUUCUUGAUGGGUUUCAACGUUUUCUGGGAUCUGGAUUCUCCUCUCCCCAGCUUCUCUGAAUGAGCGUUUCUUGCGUUCGAGGCUUUGCGGCUGGAAUUUAAUUGGUUUCGGCUUGGAUUUCGGGGGUAAUAAUGGAGGAGGAGAGCUCCUCUUGGGUGAGGAGGGCGAAGUUCUCGCAUACCGUCUGCUACCGGAUGGAUUCUUCUCGGUUGCCGGCGAUUCCGCUCUCCAGCCGGGCUGAUCGGGAUUUGGAAUUGAAGAUAAAGAGCUCAAGUCCUUCAACGGCCCAUCGAGACAUGGAACCGAAUCAGAAGGGCUCGAUCCAGCAUUCUUCUACAUUUCCUUCGUCGUUGCAACGCGAGAGCAAUAGCGGUUUAAACUCACAAAGGUCUAGUUUAAAAGACUCUAGCUUUUCUUUUCAUCCCGAUCGAGAUUCUAAAUCAAAACUGAAGAGUUUGAGUUCACAGUCUUCUUGUUCCUCUAAUCAAUAUCCUAAAUUGAAGACAAAAAGUUCGAACUCUCCGGCGAGAUUUCAGUUAGGUUCUGUUUCUCAUAAAUCAGACCCAUCAUCGAAUCAAAAUGAACAGAAACCCAAGCAGAGAUCUUUGUCUCCACUUCCGACUACCAUCCUUUCUGAUGCCUUUAAAGAAGGCAGGACUAGUGGGAAGAGAUUCUCAACCCCACCACCUAGCAGGAGGGGAUCAGAUCAUGGUGUUUUUGGCAAAUUGUUCUCUAGAGCAGCCCGUGAUCAUCAUGCACUCAAACACUUGUCUUCCAUGAAGGCCUUGGAAAAGCGCAAGAAUAAGAAGGGUGGAGGGAGGGUUAAUGCUGUGGAGACCACCGAUCAGUGGAUUGUUGAUCUUUCCCAGUUGUACCUUGGGCUUAGAUUUGCUUCGGGAGCACAUAGUCGAUUAUAUCAUGGCAUUUACAAGGAUCAGCCUGUUGCUGUGAAAAUUAUUAGGCAACCUGAUGAUGACGAAAAUGGAGUGAUGGCUGCCCGACUGGAGAAGCAGUUCACUAGAGAAGUCACCUUUCUGUCUCAUCUCCAUCACCGAAAUGUAAUUCAGCUUGCAGCAGCAUGUAAAACACCACCAGUUUUUUUUGUAAUCACUGAAUAUCUUUCUGGAGGAUCCCUCAGAGCAUUUUUACACAAGCUUGAACACAAAUCCCUUCCUCUACAGAAACUUAUUGCAAUUGCCCUUGAUAUUGCUCGAGGAAUGGAAUACAUCCACUCGCAGGGAGUUAUUCAUCGAGACUUGAAACCUGAGAACAUUCUUUUUGAUGAAGAUUUGUGUGUAAAAAUCGCCGACUUUGGAAUAGCUUGUGAGGAAGCAUAUUGUGAUGCAUUAGCUGAGGACCCUGGAACAUUUCGUUGGAUGGCACCUGAGAUGAUCAAACACAAGCAUUAUGGACGGAAAGUAGAUGUUUACAGCUUUGGACUAGUAUUAUGGGAGACGCUAACAGGAAGAAUCCCAUACGAGGAUAUGACACCCAUCCAGGCUGCUUUUGCAGUGGUUGAUAAGAACUUGAGACCUGUCAUUCCUCCUGACUGCCCGGCAGCAUUGCGAGCCUUGAUCGAGCAAUGCUGGGCGGUGCAUCCAGACAAGAGACCUGAGUUUUGGCAGAUUGUGAAGGUGUUGGAACAGUUUGAAUCUGCUGUCGCUCGAGAUGGCAUGCUGGGCCUGGUUCCAAACCUGACCUGCCAGGAUUACAAGAAGCGGCUUCUUCGUUGGAUUCAAAAGUUAAAACGAUCGGAUGCCGAUGGCUCAGGGCGCCUGGCGCCCAUGUAUUUGUAACAGUUACUCCCCCCCCUGCUAAUUUUUGUUAGUUUCCUUUGUAAUUAUGUUCAUUUAUAGGGCCUCACCUGAAAAAUAAGAGACCAUAUAUAGAUUGAUUUC
Messenger RNA from Elaeis guineensis (African oil palm), 2518 nucleotides. Lineage: Eukaryota; Viridiplantae; Streptophyta; Magnoliopsida; Arecales; Arecaceae. The record is from RefSeq and is a predicted model, not a curated record.